Messenger RNA from Penicillium odoratum, 357 nucleotides. RefSeq lists its product as uncharacterized. The coding region runs from base 1 to 357 and encodes 118 amino acids. The record is from RefSeq and is a predicted model, not a curated record. The transcript has a single exon. NCBI's taxonomy places the organism in Eukaryota, Fungi, Ascomycota, Eurotiomycetes, Eurotiales, Aspergillaceae.
AUGGCUCCAAGAACUCGCUCGUGUAAGCACCAAGAAGACAGGAACGAUCCUGAACGGGUGACUCUUCUGGGUGAUACUUGCGACUCCCCAAAGAGAACGGCUUCCCUUCGGCAUGGGCGAGAUGCUUCCGGUGUUUCCCGACGGAUCAGAAUCCGGGACGCAGCAAAGAUGACUAUUCGAAUGCGGAUUCGGAGCCAAGCCCGUGAGCAACAAUUUUCGCUCCUAGUCGGACGGCCGGACAUUGACCGAAUUGGUCCCACCAGGAAUGAUCGAUCGAAAGAAGAGACGACCACCCCGGAAGCUCUGAGACUAGACUGGAUGCGCAGACUCCGCCCCAAACCGCAUCGUCGUGUCUAG